Messenger RNA from Myxocyprinus asiaticus (Chinese sucker), 1572 nucleotides. RefSeq lists its product as uncharacterized. The record is from RefSeq and is a predicted model, not a curated record. The coding region runs from base 452 to 1069 and encodes 205 amino acids. Lineage: Eukaryota; Metazoa; Chordata; Actinopteri; Cypriniformes; Catostomidae. The transcript is spliced from 2 exons.
UUGCAGCAGUAAAAAUAGAAAUGAACCUUGUGUAAAUUGUUAUGUGAACAUUUAGCUUUGUGCUAAGCUAAAAUGCUGUUUCUAGCCAUUUUACGUUCGCCUGUUAGCAGGCACGAUCAUAUCAAGAAAAUCCACAUUAAAUCAUAAUUUUUCUUUCUCUAGUAAGACCUUUGAUAUAAGGGCAAAAUCUGAUGAGAAUUUUCUGUAUUGUUUUUCUGUAAAAAUAUCUUAAAAUCCUUAAAACAAGAUCAGCUUUCUUGGUUUAGAAGCUACACUGCAAAAAAUAUGUAGGCCUAUUUCAGAGAAUGUAUUUUUAAUUUAAGUGUAUUUUGUCUUACUGUACUGGCAGAUUUUCUUUCACUUGUUAUUAACUUGUUGUGAUGAGGAGUGGGGCGUGGCUGGGCCGUGAUGGUGCAUGCCUGGCGCUGAGUGACUAAUCAGUGGGAGAGAGAUGGGGGGGGGCGGAGACGCCAGUUUGAGAGAGAGAGAGACGCACGAAGCUCUGGUUCCUGCCUCCUCUUUGCCCAUCUUAAGAACCAUGUUACAUUGGUGCCGAAGCCCGGGAGGGAGGAGGGAUGCGCUGUCAGAGAGCUCUCGCCACUGUUGGACGUCGCGACGCAGAGGAGAUAUGGUGCGGUGGAACUGGAGCGGUUCGCCGGGAGACAGAGGAGCCGUUGACGGCCACCAGGAGGCAGAGGAUCUGCUGAUGUCUGCCGGGAGCCAGAGGAGCCUGCUGCCGUCCGCCAGGAGGCAAAGUUCAGUGUCAUUGCCCGGUGUCGCGGAGGACCGCUACCCUGCUGGCCGAGGACCAGGCGACAGCGUGUCCGGGGACCGGCGAGCCACUUUCUCUCUCUCUCUCUCUUGUUCUGUCUCUCCCACUCACUUUUUCUCUCUUCCCUCUCCCUCCCCUCGUCUCUCUCAGUUUCCCAAGAGGCGGGGAAGGACGGCCGAAAGGGCAGCACCUCCCCUCCAGGAAAGGAGGUGGGGAGUAAGUCAGGCCGGAGGUCUCCCUGGCCUGAAUCUGGUGGUGGAGGAGUGUGACGAGGAGUGGGGCGUGGCCGGGCCGUGAUGACGCACGCCUGGCGCUAAGUUGACUAAUCAGCGGGAGAGAGAUAAGGGGGGGCCGGAGACGCCAGUUCGAGAGAGAGAGGGAGAGAGACGCAUGAAGCUGUGUGUGUGCGUCUUUGUUUGUUUUGCAGUUUAUGUUAUGUUUGAGUUCAGUUUGUUAUUAAAGUUUUAUGUUGACUGUUCAGCUGGUUCCCGCCUCCUCCUUGCCCAUCUUAAGAACCUUGUUACACUUGUUUAUAGUCAAAACAAAAAUCUGCCAGUGCUGAAGAAGUAAUCAAAUGUAUUCAGAUUACAUUACUGACCAUAACUAAUCUAACGGAAUAUGUUACAAAUGACAUUUUACAGGAUGUAAUCUGUAGUGGAACACAAGUAACCCUCCCAACCCUGAUUAUUUAAUCGUGUAUGUCCUAACUGUAGUCUAGUGAAUAUUAUAUCCCCUCUUCUGUUUCUACAUCUGAAGAGUUUAGCUUUGAUUUUUGAAUUUUGUAAUAUUCUCGACCUUUU